Messenger RNA from Soboliphyme baturini, 599 nucleotides. NCBI's taxonomy places the organism in Eukaryota, Metazoa, Nematoda, Enoplea, Dioctophymatida, Soboliphymatidae. The record is from the annotation of a GenBank genome assembly.
CUGUUUAGGGUUCCGACUCCGGUCAAGCGUUUCUGUGCCGGUUCCCUUGCCGGCGUUACUGCUACCUGUUGUACUUAUCCAUUAGAUUUAGCCAAAGCACGACUGUCUACUACGGCGGCUUCGCAGUAUCCAUCGCUGUGGUCGGUGUUCGUCAACGUCUAUCGAGCCGGUGGGUUGUUCGGUCUGUAUCGCGGUAUUUUUCCAACGGUUUUGGGUUCCGUUCCAUACGCAGGCACCAGCUUCUUCACCUACGAAACGCUUAAGCUGCUAAACAGAGAUCGCACUGGUAGAACCGAAAAUGUUUUCGAAAAGCUUGGAUUUGGCGCCAUCGCUGGACUUUGUGGUCAGAGCGCAUCCUACCCCCUUGACAUACUUCGCAGAAGGAUGCAGACCGGUGUGAUUGUUCGCGGAACAUCGAUGUUGCAGGUGUAUCGUACAAUACUGAAAACCGAAGGCGUUGUGCACGGCUUGUACAAGGGUUUAAGCAUGAACUGGAUUAAAGGACCAGUAGCCGUUGGCGUUAGUUUUACUGUGUAUGAAACGCUUGUUCGAAUGUUUCGUCAAGUUCCUUACAUCAGCAAAAGAAUUUCUUCAUGAAU